AUGAAAGAAAGGAUUAUUAAUUUUCAUUUAAUACUACUAAUUAGUUAUAUAACAAUCAAUUUACUAACAUUAGGUAAUACGCAAAUUUUCAUGCAUCGUUCAUUGACUGAUGCUAUUGAUAAAGCGCAGAGAGAAGCAAUGAAUGUAACUCGCAGAGAAGGAAGUUCGUCCAGUAGUAGGAGCGACGAUAUGAAGUUGUCUCAAAGCGAUGGCAAAUAUUAUAAAAGGAGACAAUCAAACAAAGCAGGUGGUAAACGCUAUGAAGGUCUUUUCUAUUCUCGCGGUUAUUCAAUAUCCGGUGAUAUUGAUUCAGAAACAACUUCAUUUCAGUAUGGUGGUAAAAUCACAAAAUAUGGUAAACGUAGUCGAAAGUAUUCCGACAGAGAUACAAUUGGAAGUUCGGAUCGAUAUGCUAGUUCAUAUAUUAAAGAUGACUUUAAGAUUCGAGCUAAAUCAAAGAAGAAAUAUGCAAAAGACUAUAAUGGAAUGUCUGAAAUGACAGGGAGGGAUAUGCUAUUCUCUGGUAUUCAGAAUACUAAUGGAAAUAAAAGAGAAAGAAAAACUGAUGCUGAAAGAAAAUCGAGCGAAUCGCGAAACAAAACUGAAGAAAUUAUACAUGUUAAUAAAACUUAGUGGAUACAAAUGUAGUAAAACACCAGAUGUGAUAAAUAUGUGGAGGAAGAAAAACUAAUACAGAAACAACACCGAAAGAAUCGCGAAACAAAACUGAAAGAAAAUCUUCUCAAGACAAAACCUGGGAAUUCGAUGUGCAGUUAUAAGUGCAGUAAAACACCAGAUGUGAUAAAUAUGUUUUAUUCCACAUAGAAUCAAAUUUAUUUAUGUAUAAAAUAAUGUCAAACACUAUUGUGAAACGUGUUAAACAACAUAUAUACAUAUAUCAGAAUAUAUUUCAACUAAUAUCAUACGUAGUUCUUCCAAAACGUAAAAAGAAUGUUACGUUUGUUGCACUAGUGUCUUACCAUAAAUAGCCGUUCGUAUCUAGCUAGAAGAUACUUUGUAUACUGGGGGAGCGUGCAGAGUAGAGUGAGUGGGAGAAGCUGAUAAAGAGUCGAACAAAAGAAAAUGUGAGACAACGAUCUAGCUAGUGCACGAAAUCCACUUACAAUUAGUAAGAAAAUCAAUCGACG
Messenger RNA from Schistosoma margrebowiei, 1148 nucleotides. The record is from the annotation of a GenBank genome assembly. Lineage: Eukaryota; Metazoa; Platyhelminthes; Trematoda; Strigeidida; Schistosomatidae.